This is a messenger RNA of Emericellopsis cladophorae, 1506 nucleotides long. RefSeq lists its product as uncharacterized. The record is from RefSeq and is a predicted model, not a curated record. Bases 1 to 1506 code for a protein of 501 amino acids. Lineage: Eukaryota; Fungi; Ascomycota; Sordariomycetes; Hypocreales; Bionectriaceae. The transcript has a single exon.
AUGGCCGGACCAGAGACGCACAUGGCUCGGAAGUCCGAGUCUGCCUCAUUGUCUUCAGCAAGAAGCUCGACUGACCAGCAGCAUUUAGAGCAUCGACCCGUCGCAUCAGCGCCAAAGCUUACGCGACAGGUCAGCCGUCGACCACCUCGGACUGUAGAGGAGAGCACCGAGGCAGGUCCUUCACGGCCCAGACCUUUCAGCAGCCCACGCCGCCAUCCGUUCAACGCAGAAUAUCAAGGCGGCGGUAGAAACCUCUUCAACAAGGGUCUUGGCAUCGACUUUAAGACAGGGAAGGAGUUCCUGAAACGGAGCAGAGACUUGCGUUUUGCGGAUAGUAUCCCCCAAGCUAGCCCCCGGAACCUCUACACCGAUGUCGAUGAGGGCUGGGACGUAAACGCCGGCAUUGACGACGAAGACUUGACAUCCAAAGGUAAGUCUACUGCUCGCCGUGGCCCGCUCAAGCUCAACACACACGUCGAUGAUGACUGGAGUACGAUCCCCUGCUUUGACGAGGAUGAUCAUCCUACGCACAAAAACGACGCUAAGGGGAAAGGCAAGGCCAUCGGAUACUCUGAUGGCGAUCAGCAGGAUAACACACGCAGGCGUUCCACUGUAUUCGAUGACGGCGGCAAUGGUGACAACAAUAAUGAUAUACGCGCGCGCCCCGAGUCAGAAACGGAGUCCCUUGAGGAAUUCGCCAGUCAGUACCGCAAACAGAUCAUGCAAACACGACGCCCCCGUCGACAGGCCUUCUCAGGGCAGGAAGAACUCAAAGUCGACGCCCCACAAAUGGGAGCCUGGAGCGAUGAAGAAGGCUGGGGCGAUAGAGUCCGGGGCGAAGACGAACAAGGCGCCGUCUCACCACCCGCGGACGAUGAAUCUACGGGGGCUGCUGACGGGCCGCCAUACCCGCCCAACUCGGAGCUCGGCCAGGAAUGUCUCGAGGUGAUCCGCAAGGGCCUCAGUCUCCCCCCCGACUGCGAGCCCCGUCACGUAGAGGCCAUUCUGCUCAAGUCAUGGAUCCUUGUCAAGCACAUGUACAACCAAACCCUGCCCGCCAGGACCCAGGAUCCUUUCCACAAGGGCUACUUUGGUGAGAUGCGCGUCCGAAGCCCUAGAAAUCGUAUUCACAACGAGAUGUUGGCGGAGCACAUUAACGAAGUAUGCUGGGAGAGUGAGAAGCUCAGGGCCAUUGUCCGGGACGACGACCCCCGUGACGGACUGAAUAGGCUUCGCGGGUGCUUCAUCCAGGGGCAGCGAAUCCGCCCAUCCGAUGUCAUGCUGCGUCGUGUCGUCGAGUGCAAGGCCGACUUCAAAGACAGCCAAAUGAGGCAUUGGAACCAGUAUGUGGCCAAGCGUCGGGCACGUCCCCAGUCUACACUCCGCAACGCCGUCGAGGCUGACGAUGCACAUGAGCCGGAAAAGGCGUUGAUGCCGAAGAGAGCUCUUAUGAAACUUGACGAUGUGCAUGCAGAGUUGAUGGUGGACCAGGAGUGGGCCUUCUGA